Messenger RNA from Dentiscutata erythropus, 226 nucleotides. Lineage: Eukaryota; Fungi; Glomeromycota; Glomeromycetes; Diversisporales; Gigasporaceae. The record is from the annotation of a GenBank genome assembly.
AUUAAAUAUAUGUGAAAUGUCAUUCAAAACAAAACCAACUAAGCAGUCUCAAGCUUCUUUUCGAUCUUCUGCAAAUCUUCAAACAAAAAAAAUUAAAUUAUUAAAUACAAGCGGAUUACAAGUUCAAAAAAAUAAUAAAGUUGUUGAUGAACAAGCUAAAACUCAAUAUAUUAAUAAAGAAUCUAAUAUUCGAUAUAUUAGUGAAGAACCUGUUUCUCAAACUUAA